GUGUUAUGAUUGAACAGUAUGUUUUAAGCGUUUAGGUGUAAUAAAUUUGCCAUGUCAGAGCCGGAGAGUGAAGCUGUGAGUCCUGAAGCCAGUUUCGCCGCGGAGCAAAGGGUGUUACAAGAAGUCAUUCAGACCGAGACUGAAGUUCAUGAAGACGAUGAAAAUGCUGAAUCUACGCACGAGAUCAAAGUGGACGGCUGUACCGCCACUGACAUGCUUUUACAAGAAGAACAUAUUGCGGAUUCAACUGAAGACCAGAGAGACCAAGACAGUAUAAACCAACAAGGAAGUGAAUCCAACCAGACACUUUCAUCCAGUGAUGUGGGAAGCUCAACAGCAACUGUUAAGAUCUUGCUGAUGCCAGAGAGGCACAUGAUAACGGUGGCCUUCACUAUUGGCCUCACGAUCCUGGAUCUGAAAAAAUACUUCAGCUUAGAGCUGAGGGUCCCAUCAGACAUUAUACAAAUCACUCUAGACGGAAAACGUGUGGAUGAUGACCAGACGCUAAUGGACAUUGGUGUGCAGCCACAUGGGAUGAUCCAGUUUGAGAUGAGCUCGCUAGACCCCGAGAAUUUCCUCAUGAGACCAAUCAAACCACAGCAGGAGUACAACAUGCCGGAUGUCAUCACUGUCAGAGUGCAAACAGACACAGACUUGUAUCAGGACUUGGUGGUGGAGAUCGAGAGAGCCACUCGAGGGAAGGCGUUUCUGGGAGGAUACUGUCACAAGGUGACCAAGGCAGAGUAUCAUCAUGCUGCUGUACUGACGAUGCCCAAGAAGAAGCCUGACAGGGGCGUUGAGAUGUUCAGCAGGGAUACACAGACGGUUGAGUUGAAGAACCAGGCUCAGCAGUGCUCCAAGAACGCCUCGACUCAGAUGACCAAAAUCGGCUGUUAUGUGUCCAACAUGGAGGACAAGCUCAUCACCCCAGAGACUUACAUCACUGCAGGAGAGUAUCACAGCAAGAUACUGAGAGCUGUCAUUACACUACAGUCAUAUGUCAGGUGUUGGCUAGCCAAGUGUUUCACAGACAACUUGAGACAGGCUAAAGAGCAGCAUCUAGCAUGGCUGGAAAAUAAAAAGAGAAGGACGAAAGAGGAGAAAGAGCAGCAGAUCAGAGAUGAAUAUCACCGCAGGAUGAAUCCGGAGUCAAAGGCAGAUUUUGAUCUGCUUUAUAAUGCCAUGAAAAAAUGGAGGAUAGAGGAAGUGGAACGCAUCAAUGUCACCUUAUCUGGUGCAGAGAGAAAGGCAGCGCUGUGUGCUCUACUGGAGCAAGAGACCCAGUUCAUCUCCUCCAUUGAACGGCACAGAAUGGCUGCAGGCACGAGGAACCAGGACAAGGCCAUACAAGCCUUUCUCAACAAGUGUGCAGAGCCAAAGAAAUGGCGUGCAUUUGACGGGAAGGUGACGCAGAUGGACACACAGUGUACUAUCAGAUCCAAGGAGCUGCGAGACCUAUACAGUAGCAUUACCCAGACUCAGUUCACAAAAGACGAACGUCUGGAUGUGCUUCUCACUCUCAAACACACCGUAAAGGAACAUAAUUGCAAGCUAACACAGGACAUAGUGGACUUGAUUGACAGGGAGGUGGACCUGCUGAUGAGGGGCAUUAAAAAAAAGAGCAACCUGGAGGGGUUGAGGAAGAGGAUUGCCACCCUCUUCUUCCAGUACAUCAAAACUGCUGCAUUCAACCCCCAAGUGUCCAAAUUUCUGCGGGUGCCUCGGGAUCCUGCCGACCUGAAAAAGAACAUUUAUUUGUGUCGUGGCUGUAAUGAGUAUCAGUCGUCCACUGACUUUGCUGUGAACACUAAUGCGUCUGCGGUUGGCCUCUGUCGCCGCUGCAUGGAUUUAGACAAUGAGGCCCGUCGCAGAGAAGACUUCUCUCUUUACAAGAACAUUCUUAGAUGCCUGCGUGAAUCUGAGGCCGAGUGCGGCCCAGAAGCCAAAAUCACUUACCUGCUGCAGGAGCAGGACCUGCGGUACCUGGUGGAUGUGCUGUGGGGGGCUCAGUCUGCUUUGAGUGGCUGGAAAGACCUUCAUGAUUUACUGCUGGUGCGCUGGGAGAAGCAUUUGGACUGGAGCCCAUGGAACUGCAUCCUCCUUAUGAAGGACGAGGCGGCUGCCCAUCUCAAACUGGAGGACAUUGAGAAGGCAUACGAUGUGGUAGUUAUCCGUAACGUCAAGCAGAAACACGCAUUGGCCAGGAAGUACUUCUCCCAGAUUCCUGCGAUGGCUAAAUGUCUCCACGACACUGAAAUACAGCCUGCUGCCCUCUGCAACCUACUGGUCUCCAAGUCCAUCACCAAGGCGACCAAGUAGAAUCGCUAAGACGCUACCCACAAUCCUGCGGGGCGCUCAGGGACUAAUGUAGCUUCGCUAUUUGUGGACUUCAGACAGUAAAGUAUAUAGAUCUAAAAUCUUCUUCGAGAUCAUUUAUAGAAUUUGAGUAUCUUAUAUGUCGAUUAAAACCGGGAGUAGCGGGGCCGUAUUUUUUGUCUCUAC
This is a messenger RNA of Sinocyclocheilus grahami, 2502 nucleotides long. RefSeq names its product IQ and ubiquitin-like domain-containing protein. Gene Ontology annotation, molecular function: protein binding. Gene Ontology annotation, biological process: flagellated sperm motility; cilium assembly. The coding region runs from base 52 to 2319 and encodes 755 amino acids. The transcript has 12 exons. Gene Ontology annotation, cellular component: motile cilium; acrosomal vesicle. The record is from RefSeq and is a predicted model, not a curated record. Lineage: Eukaryota; Metazoa; Chordata; Actinopteri; Cypriniformes; Cyprinidae.